This is a messenger RNA of Suillus paluster, 258 nucleotides long. RefSeq lists its product as uncharacterized. Lineage: Eukaryota; Fungi; Basidiomycota; Agaricomycetes; Boletales; Suillaceae. The transcript is spliced from 2 exons. The record is from RefSeq and is a predicted model, not a curated record. Bases 1 to 258 code for a protein of 85 amino acids.
AUGUCCGAUUUCAAUCCCUCUGCCGUGGCGCGUGGCAUCGGCAAAGUAGUUCGGGAACCUAAGACUUUUCCCGCAUCAGUAUAUGGCUUCACACAGGAUGUGGCAACCUACCUCCCUUACGUGGAGAUGCGAAGCUAUCGCGAUUUUGAUGACUCCCUUGAAGAUAUCAUACUGGAUGAGGAGAGUGUGUUGCUAUUCACCCGAGCGACAACUGAGGAGAAUGGGCGGAUGUUGGAUGUCGAGAUAAUUGAUAUGUAA